Molecule: messenger RNA, 3019 nt
Organism: Neomonachus schauinslandi (Hawaiian monk seal)
Lineage: Eukaryota; Metazoa; Chordata; Mammalia; Carnivora; Phocidae
Gene: CLMN
Product: calmin
Exons: 13
Coding region: 1-2982 (993 amino acids)
Biological process (GO): nuclear migration
Cellular component (GO): cytoplasm; nuclear outer membrane; meiotic nuclear membrane microtubule tethering complex
Molecular function (GO): actin filament binding
Source: RefSeq, a predicted model, not a curated record
AUGCUGAACGAGGAAAGCAAAGUCGAGAGGGAAAAUGUGCAGAAGAGGACCUUUACACGAUGGGUAAAUCUACAUCUAGAGAAGUGCAACCCACCUCUAGAAGUUAAAGAUUUAUUCAUUGAUAUACAAGAUGGCAAAAUCCUAAUGGCUUUGUUAGAAGUCCUGUCUGGGCGAAAUCUGUUGCACGAAUACAAAUCCUCAUCCCAUCGUAUUUUCCGGUUGAACAACAUAGCGAAAGCACUUAAGUUUUUGGAAGAUAGCAAUGUAAAACUGGUUAGCAUCGACGCAGCAGAAAUAGCAGAUGGCAACCCCUCUUUGGUUCUUGGGCUGAUAUGGAACAUAAUCCUCUUCUUCCAGAUUAAGGAGCUCACGGGCAAUCUCAGCAGGAAGUCUCCAUCUUCCAGCCUGUCACCUGGCUCGGGGGGCACGGACUCAGACUCUUCCUUCCCGCCCACACCCACCGCAGAGAGGAGCCUGGCGAUAUCCGUGAAAGAUCAGAGGAAGGCUAUCCGGACCCUGCUGGCAUGGGUGCAGAGGAAGACAAGAAAGUAUGGUGUGGCGGUGCAGGACUUUGCGGGCAGCUGGAGAAGUGGGAUGGCCUUCCUGGCCGUGAUCAAGGCCAUCGACCCCAGCCUGGUUGACAUGAAGCAGGCCCUGGAAGACUCCAUGCGGGAGAACCUAGAGAAGGCUUUCAGCAUCGCGCACGAGGCCCUUCACAUCCCCAGGCUCCUGGAGCCGGAAGACAUCAUGGUUGACACGCCAGAUGAGCAGUCUAUCGUGACUUACGUGGCACAGUUUCUGGAACAUUUCCCGGAGUUGGAAGCCGAGGAUUUCAUGGAUUCCGAUAAAGAAGCCCCUAUCGAAUCCACCUUUGUCCGCAUCAAAGAAACUCCUUCUGAACAGGAGAGCACAGUCUUCCUUCUGACUGAAAACGGGGAGCGGGCCUACACCAUUAACCAUGAAGCCAGCCAACCACCACCCUCCAAAGUCUUUGUCUGUGACAAGCCCGAGAGUAUGAAAGAAUGCUUCCCCAGUGGUGUGUCCAGCUAUGCACUGUCAGACAGCUCCACUGAAUUCACGCACCAGAUCGUCGACCAGGCCCUCCAAGGGGUCCCAGGUAAGGCCAGCAGCGCCAACGACCCAUCUCCAGAAUCUUCCAUUUUAUCAUCCAAAACGGACAGCCGGAGGUCCAACUCUUUGCCAAUCAAGAAAACUGUGCACUUUGAGGCUGACACCUACAAGGACGCUUCCUGCAGUAAGGACCCUUUCUACAGCCAAGACCUUCGCUUUGAAGGGAGCCCGAGAGGGACAAAGGACUCAUUGCUGAAGCAGGGUGGGUACAGCCUGGCAAUUGAGACUGCCGAGGAAAAGCCGAAACAGGAGGCUCCAAAGAUUUCAGAAGCAGCCUCUGAUGAGUCCCCAGGUGACAUCUCUUUGGUGGAAGGUAAGAUCAAUCAUUCACAGACUGCCCAGGGUUCUCCCUCCUGGAACGGGGAGCCGGAGGGUGCAGCCAGCCCCGGGGAGGAGAGUCGUCCCCUUUCACAUCUCGGGGACAACACUGUUAUGGCCGAUUCCUUGGAGAUCAAGGUCGAGCUGCUGACCGUAGAAGCUAUGGGUAAGGAAGACUAUUUUGAAGGCAUUCCUUUAAAGGCCUCUAAAUUUAGCAACGACCUAAUCGAUUUUGCCUCGACCAGCCAGACUUUCAAGGAGGUUCCUUCGCCUCAUGAGAAAAAACCAGUGGAGGAUGAGGUUUUGGAGGAUCAGGCUGAGAAACCGGGGAAGAGGAGAAGUAAAUCGGCGCACCAGAGGAAAGAUUCGGAUGAGUCCCCAGAGAGGCCCAACAAGCUUGAACCUCACAAGGACCCCAGGCAAGAAGACCACGGCUAUUCUCUGGCUCCAGGGCAGGCGCCUGCGGAUAAGAAGCCAGAGGUGUACGAGAAGCCCAAGCGUAAGUCCGCGCACUGCCAUCGGGGCGAGGACAAAGGGGAGCCUGCGGGGCCACAGGGGCCGGAAGGAGAGGUGCCCUCUGAGCCGCCGAGCAACAGCGUCAGCCUGGAGACCCUGCGCAGUCGCAGUGAGGAGGGCCUGGACUUCAGGCCCUCCCCGCCGCUGUCCAAGGUCUCUGUCAUUCCCCACGACCUAUUCUACUACCCGCACUACGAGGUGCCCCUGGCUGAGGUUUUGGAGGCUUAUGCGGAGGGCGCAGAGGAUUUGAAAAACGAAGCCCUGGAUCUUGAGGAGCCGGAGGGCUAUCUGCGUGAUGUGGGGGCCAGGGACGAAGCCGAGGAGGUCAAGGUGUCUUGGAGCACCUGCAGCUUCUCGGGGCUGGGCGAGGACGUCCCCGAGGCCAGCGACCCUGCGGCGCCUUGUCCCGAGGGGCGUGCGGAGAAUGCCAGACCAGCCUUGGAACCCACUGACCCAUCCCCACCAGAGGACCACCAGCAAGGGGAGGCCGCAGACAGUUCCUCUGUGGAGAGCCAGCAGUCCCAGGAAUUCGGAAACUUGGGAAACUUAGCAAACUCUUUAGAAGAAAAGAUAAUGGGAGAAUCAAUCAGCAGUAAAAAAAAGGAGAAAAGGAAGCAUGUGGACCACGUAGGAAGUUCAAUAUUUAUAGCACCCGGCACCAUCCGAUCCUCAGAUGACCUAGAAGAAGACACUGGUGACCACAAAGUCCUCUCCAGGACUAGUCACAGUGACUCCAGCAUUUACAUUCGACGACAUACUAACAGGUCUUUGGAAUCGGAUCAUUUUAGCUAUGUUCAAUUGAGGAACGCAGCAGAUCUGGAUGACAGAAGAAACCGAACGUUAACCAGGAAGGCCAACAACUCUGGUGAAGCCAUGUUGCUGGAGAGCCAGAGCCCCCAGAGCGACUCUCUGACACAGUUUGUCCAGCAGCCGGAUAUGAUGUAUUUUAUUCUCUUCCUCUGGCUCCUGGUUUACUGCCUGUUGCUGUUCCCGCAGCUGGACGUCAACAGACUCUGAGGCGCGUGUCUGCAUAAUAAAAACGACAGGCCCUUGA